Salvia splendens (bonfire salvia) is the source of this 600-nucleotide messenger RNA. RefSeq lists its product as uncharacterized. Lineage: Eukaryota; Viridiplantae; Streptophyta; Magnoliopsida; Lamiales; Lamiaceae. The record is from RefSeq and is a predicted model, not a curated record. Bases 21 to 371 code for a protein of 116 amino acids. The transcript is spliced from 4 exons.
GGGUUUAUUUUGUUGUUCCGAUGAAAUCACAAGCAUUGAACAACUUGGACCUCAAAUGUGGCCGCCAGGAUUCCGGUGAUGAUCAGCAAGCAGAGGAGGAGGAGAAUGGGGAGGCGAAGAAGCCGUGGAUGCUGCGGUCGCAAAGGCAAACAGGCAUUGAUGGAAACUCGAGUUCGAAAAGGAAGCUCUGUAUUUCGCUGUCGAGGGAAGAAAUCGAGGAGGAUCUCUACGCUUUCACCGCCGCCAAGCCUUCCCGCCGCCCCAAAAAGUGGCCUAACAAUCUCAAGAAACAACUCGAUCGUGUUUUUCCUGGAUUGUCUUUGGUUGGAGUUUCACCCGACUCUUAUGCCUUGAGGAAGAUCCGGUGUUGAUGCUUGAUACGGCGGUUCCUUGGCCGAGGUAUAGUAUUGGUGCAAACAAGGAUGACAGUGAUGGUGAAUUUAUACAGUACAUACUUAAUUUCUAAUCUUCAGUGGCUUAUUUUGGGUUUAAGAGUUGCUUCACUUUUAUUGGUGACUCUUCUGAUGUAAGAUUGAAGCUUUUUUGCUAGACCAUAUUGGCACUCGGCAUUAUUCUCGAACGUUCUCAUCUUAACGUGUU